This is a messenger RNA of Pogoniulus pusillus (Red-fronted tinkerbird), 1452 nucleotides long. It is a transcript of the gene LRRC26, whose product is annotated as leucine rich repeat containing 26. The transcript has 5 exons. Lineage: Eukaryota; Metazoa; Chordata; Aves; Piciformes; Lybiidae. The record is from RefSeq and is a predicted model, not a curated record. The coding region runs from base 1 to 1452 and encodes 483 amino acids. Gene Ontology annotation, molecular function: protein binding.
AUGAGGGUGAACAGGGCACACAAGCAGUUAACCCUGGGCCAGGCAGAGCUGGCUGCUUACCUGGCUGGAGCAGUGCCUGGCAGAGGGAGGGCCGAGGGCACGGCUCGCACCUUGCCAGGGCAGGAAUCACUGCAAAAAUAUUUGCUGAAAAAAGGGCAGCUCCACCCCGAGGCAAACCAGAGCCGGGAGCGCAGCCGGCCGCGGGCUGGCAGAGGGAGCCAGGACGCCCACCCGCUCCCCGUGCAGCCGGGCGCUGCCCAGCACCUCUGCUCAGCACCGCCGGGCUCACCGAAGGUGCCAGGCAGGGACGGGUGGCUGGGCAAGGCAACGGGCGCUGGGGAUCCCGUCUGUGAAGGAAUCCUGGCACCGGAGGCUGGGGAGACUUUGCCACCCCCGCGGGCAGCCAUGGGCUGCUGGAGGGUCCCCAGCACGGUGCUGGUUUGCCUGCUCCUCCUGCGCCCACUGCCCUCGCCAGCCUGCCCCGCUGCCUGCCGCUGCGCCCUGGGGGAGGUGGACUGCAGCCGGCAGGGCCUCCGAGAGGUGCCCAAGAGCCUGCCGACCAACGCCAGCAGCCUGUGGCUUGGCUACAACUUCAUCAUGAUGCUGGGGCAGCACUCCUUCCCUCCUCUGCCGGAGCUGCUGCUGCUCAGCCUGCCCCACAACGGCCUGGAGAUGAUCCACAGCCUGGCACUGGUGGGGCUCAGGGCGCUGCAGGAGCUGGACCUCAGCAACAACCACCUAACCGUGCUGACCCCCGAGACCUUCCUGCCCCUCUCCAGCCUGACCAUGCUCAACCUGGGCAGCAACAGGCUGGAGGAGCUGCAGCCUGAGGUGCUGAGCGCCCUGCCCCAGCUCCAAGCCCUCCUCCUGCAGAACAACCCCUGGGCAUGCAGCUGCAGCAUCCUGCCCCUCUGGCUCUGGCUCAACCACAACAGGGAGAAAGUGCAAGACAAGCGUUCAGUCCUCUGCAGAGUGCCGGAGCACCUGGACAAGUAUCCCAUCAUGGCCUUGGGGAACGAGUCCUUCCGACGCUGCCGGGACACCUCGCUGUCCACCCAGCAGUACAUCAUCUUCCUGACCAUUGGACCCUUCUCCUUCAUGGUCAGCAUCGUCUUCUGCAUCUUCAUGGGCUCCAUCACCGUGGCCUACCACAACCUGUGCAGGGAACCCCCCCUCUGUUCAGGCAGCUGCAGCCACACGAGCUGGGGCUUCAGGGCUGCUGUGGGAGCUGCUGGCAAGCAUGAGCUGCAGCUCUUCGCCACUGCGGUGGCAGAGCAGGCACCAUGUGCCUCUUGGAGUCCUUUCCCCGUGCACGGAGCCAGCUGGUGGCAAUGCUGGGUCUGCAGCCAUCCUCUCUGUACAGUGAAAUCCGAACCAUGUCCCGGGGCACGAGCAUGGCAGCAGGCCUACGAAGGGAGGGAGAUAUACAAUGAAGUCACCAUGUAUGGAUGA